Molecule: messenger RNA, 1832 nt
Organism: Oreochromis aureus
Lineage: Eukaryota; Metazoa; Chordata; Actinopteri; Cichliformes; Cichlidae
Gene: ankrd34ba
Product: ankyrin repeat domain 34Ba
Exons: 2
Coding region: 107-1711 (534 amino acids)
Molecular function (GO): protein binding
Source: RefSeq, a predicted model, not a curated record
CUGCAACAGGAGAGUGAAUGUCUGCAGGAGAGGACUAAUCCUAACUGACUCGAGGCUGAAAUCUGUCUUUCUACAUCUUCAAAAUCACCAUCUGUGACCAAGAAGCAUGGAGGCAGAAGGCUGUAAUCCUGGUGUAACCAUAGAUUCAGGUAAUCCACUACUAAAAGCAGUGUUUCUCCGUCGCCUGCGGCUCACACGACUCCUCCUGGAAGGGGGAGCCUAUAUUAAUGAGAGUGACAGCCAAGGCCAGACCCCACUGAUGGUGGCCUGCCGUACCCAGCAUGUUGAUGCCCAGAGUGCCAGUCGAGUCAAGCUGAUCCAGUUUCUUCUAGAAAAGGGAGCAGACCCCAACAUCCAGGACAAAGAAGGUCGAUCUGCACUGAUGCAUGCCUGCCGGGAGCAGGAUGGCCCAGAGGUGGUUUCUCUGCUUUUGGCCAGUGGGGCAGACAUCAGUCUGGAGGAUCAGUCUGGGACAUCAGCAUUGGUUUACGCAGUCAUGGCUGGAGACCUAAAGGUGCUGAACUUGUUGCUUGAUGCAUGCAAAGACAAGGGAAAGGAGGUGAUCAUCAUAACAACUGACAAAUUCCCAUGUGGUAAACUGCAAACCAAGCAGUACCUCAGCAUGCCUCCCCUUCGUCCUCUUGACCAGGCAGAAAAAAUGACAUUACCAGCUCCUGCAUCUCCAUCUGAAAUCCAGCUCAUCACAUCUCCCCAGUGCACCUCCUCUACCUUGUGCCCUCCAAAACCAGUCUUUUCUUUUAAAGAAGCACAGAUCUGUGGCAUAAGCUCCCAUCCGUGCUCCCCGUCAAGAUUUCGCGGGCUUUGCCAAGCACCUCUAAAUGGACUGCAGCAGCCUCUACUGAGGCUGAAUUCUGAACCCUGGCUGAAGAUCCCAGCAUCUCUGCUCACCCAGCAACCUCCUGAAGCUUCAGUCUCAGAAAAAGCCCAGGAUUUAAGUCUGACUGAUAACUUCUCAUUCAGAGUUCCUAGACGGGAUGAGGAUAACAGCCCAAACUUUGACAGCUACAAAUGUUGUGAAGCAAGUAAUAAAAAAGCGAGAGAUGGAAAGAAUGAUAGUGCCAAACAAGUUGGACAAAAGAUACUACUACCAGGUCUCAUUUCAUCUCACUCUGCCUCCCAUCCUAAUCUGCAUUCUGUAAACCUUGGUACAGAUUCAGUUCCCUCCUCGCUUUCCACUGGUAAAAUUCUUGUAACGCAACUGCAACCUUGCAUGGCUUCAUCAAGCCUUCAUAAUGUCAUUCAAAGACGCAAGCUAGGUGCAGACAUAUACAACUCUGACCCACAAAUAGCUGUAAACAUUCAAAAUGUCCCUGAAGAGCAGAAAGCUAGAGACCUGACAGAUGGCAAGAGGCUGGCGCCUUUGCAUUCCUCUAGCACAAUGGGUUCCAGGGAGUUGGUGUCAGGAACGAGUCAGAGAAUCCUUUCUGGAUAUGAGCGCAGAGGUUCUGGUGCCUUCUUGCUGGAUCUUAACUCACAGGCCAGACCAAGAUCUCUGCCACCUCUUACUAACACCCCCAUCCUUAAUGUUUGUAACCUCAGCUCCAGCAAUGGAAGUAGUUUUUCUGAGAAAGAGUCUGGCCAAAAGCAUUUUUUUCCCUCUGCUCCUCCUGGGCCCCGGAAAGAGCUUACUAGGAGGAUGCUUCUAAGAAGACACUCAAUGCAGACUGAACAGUUCAAGGCCACAGCUUGAAAUCUAGCCAGGAUGCAAGAAAAGUGCAAGCAUGUUCCGACGUGAAUUCUGUUCUCCUGUGAGCUAUGGUGUGUGCAUAUUAACUGAGGAAAACGAAAGAGUGUAUGCAAAAUUAUUGGAU